Messenger RNA from Sinocyclocheilus anshuiensis, 2610 nucleotides. RefSeq names its product F-box-like/WD repeat-containing protein TBL1XR1. Gene Ontology annotation, molecular function: transcription corepressor activity; protein binding. Lineage: Eukaryota; Metazoa; Chordata; Actinopteri; Cypriniformes; Cyprinidae. The coding region runs from base 361 to 1893 and encodes 510 amino acids. The transcript is spliced from 16 exons. The record is from RefSeq and is a predicted model, not a curated record. Gene Ontology annotation, biological process: regulation of transcription by RNA polymerase II. Gene Ontology annotation, cellular component: histone deacetylase complex.
CCCAGUGCUAGUCUGAGGCCGUCGGCUUCCUCCGAAGCGCUUGGCGGUCUAUAAGCUGCUAAAUGUUUCUUUUUUUAUUUUGUAUUUACUACAGACAGCAGGAAAAUAGAUAUUAUUCGAGGACAGAAGUAUCAUUGUGGAGUGGAAAGGUCGAGGGAUACUCUUCUGUCGGAUUUGCCUCGGCGCUGUGGCACAUUUGUUCAGUACUUUAGCUCCAGAAGCUAGCGGUUGACGAGAGUGGAAGCAUCGGCACGAGCUGAUUUGACUUUGCUCCCAUGGAUGGCAAGAGUAUGAGCAUCUAAUCAACACUUGGUAUGGCUCCACUCUCGCCCUGACCUCUUGGUUCACCCAGGAUCCAAAAUGAGCAUAAGCAGUGAUGAGGUCAAUUUCCUGGUGUACAGAUACCUGCAGGAGUCAGGCUUCUUCCACUCAGCGUUCACCUUUGGCAUAGAGAGCCACAUCAGCCAGUCCAACAUCAAUGGAGCUUUGGUGCCCCCUGCUGCCCUCAUCUCCAUCAUCCAGAAAGGCCUGCAGUAUGUGGAGGCUGAAGUCAGCAUCAAUGAGGACGGUACGCUGUUUGAUGGACGACCGAUCGAGUCGCUGUCUUUGAUUGAUGCAGUGAUGCCAGACGUGGUGCAAACGAGGCAGCAGGUGUAUAAGGAUAAGCUGGCUCAGCAGCAAGCUGCCGCUGCCUCCAGCGCCACAGUGGCUGCCGCUGCCAAGAACGGAGAGAGCACGGCUAAUGGAGAAGAGAACGGAUCUCACACUCUGUCUAACCACCACUCAGACAUGAUGGAGGUGGACAGGGCGGUGGAGAUCCCAGCCAGUAAAGCCAUGGUGCUGCGGGGCCACGAGUCUGAGGUCUUCAUCUGUGCAUGGAACCCUGUCAGUGAUCUGCUGGCCUCUGGCUCUGGAGACUCAACCGCACGGAUCUGGAACCUGAGUGAGAGCAGCGUGGGAGGAUCCACUCAGCUGGUGCUGCGGCACUGCAUUCGGGAGGGGGGGCAGGAUGUACCCAGUAACAAAGACGUCACCUCACUGGACUGGAAUAGUGAAGGUACACUUCUUGCCACAGGAUCCUAUGAUGGCUUUGCCAGGAUAUGGACUAAAGAUGGUAAUCUUGCCAGUACACUGGGGCAGCACAAAGGUCCCAUAUUUGCUUUAAAGUGGAACAAGAAAGGAAAUUUUAUCCUCAGCGCUGGUGUUGAUAAGACCACCAUUAUUUGGGACGCACACACGGGAGAGGCCAAGCAACAAUUUCCAUUCCAUUCAGCUCCGGCUCUGGACGUGGACUGGCAGAGCAACAACACGUUUGCCUCCUGCAGCACAGACAUGUGCAUUCACGUGUGUAAACUGGGCCAGGACAGACCAGCCAAAACAUUCCAGGGCCACACAAAUGAAGUCAAUGCAAUCAAAUGGGAUCCAACGGGGAAUCUCUUGGCCUCCUGCUCUGAUGACAUGACGCUAAAGCUUUGGAGCAUGAAACAGGACACUUGUGUUCAUGACCUGCAAGCCCACAGUAAGGAGAUCUACACCAUCAAAUGGAGCCCAACUGGCCCUGGAACCAACAACCCCAAUGCCAACCUCAUGCUGGCCAGUGCGUCGUUUGAUUCAACGGUGCGUCUGUGGGACGCGGAGCAUGGUGCCUGCAUCCACACACUGACCAAACACCAGGAGCCCGUCUACAGCGUGGCAUUCAGUCCAGAUGGGCGGCACCUGGCCAGCGGUUCCUUCGACAAGUGUGUCCAUAUCUGGAACACGCAGAGUGGUGCUUUAGUCAACAGCUACAGAGGGACGGGGGGGAUUUUUGAAGUAUGCUGGAACUCCACUGGAGACAAAGUGGGCGCAAGUGCAUCAGAUGGAUCGGUUUGUGUAUUAGAUCUAAGGAAAUGACGCUGCCGCUGGGAAGCCAUGGACCGACUAUGAAUGUGUGCAUAGCCAAAUUUACCAACUGUCCCUGGCCCAUCAUCAUCCACUGCUGUAGUCCACGCGUGAGGCGCCAGACCAGCGGUCCCUCAGCUCCAUCACAACGCGGACCCGUGACGCUUACCACACACACAAAAUCAGCGUGUCUGAGAACUGUUAUAUACAGACACGCUGGACACAUGAGAAAUACACACACCCACACACGCCUCAUUAGUUCCUGUGUUCAUCAUUCAAAACCCAGAGGGCUGAGGUCCACGCCGCUGUCGUGAGCAUAUUGUACACGUCAGUGCUUCAGUGACCGUUUAGGUGUAACUGCAUGAGCUAAAGAGCAGAGCUGUUGAAUGUGGCCAACUCGUGGCCAUACGAUAUCGACAAUUCGGUGUAUUAGCACUGUACAUUUAGUGGCUCUGUGACUUUGGAACUGUUCUCCAAAAAUGCUCAAGGAUUUUUUUUUUUUAAAUACAGAGUUAUAAGAGUACAGAAAGCCUAUUAAAUUACUCAACUAUAUUUUCGAAAACGAAUGCCCUGCGUUAUUUUGUACAACCUAUGCAACUUUGUGGUAAGACAAAACUGAACUUGCAGUGCAUGAAUGGGUGAAACUCAUAGGUGAAGCCUGUACUUUUAAAAUGUCUGAUAAACCCACCCUAAAAACUCAACGGCACAUUCACUGUCGCUGUUACAGAA